AUGAGAAGCAUGACGUAUCUUCCUAAAAUAGAUGUUCCAAUACAGAAGAAGAUACCGGAACCGAUUCGGAUUGUUAAUGAUGAGCAAACGGAAAAGACAUCCGCUUUGGCUGAUACUGGAGGCCGUGAGACCGAGAAUCUUUCCGAACAUCAUGAUGAGAAUUUGCAGGUGAAAGCGCCACCUCCUUCAUUUCCUACGAUAUUUUCGCCAACAGAACCUAAAGUGAUGGAAUUUCCAGAACCAGUAAGGGAGCCCGAGCCAGUGAAAUUACCCCCUCCAAAAGCCAAGGUGGAGCUUCCGCAGUCUCUGCUGAACAUCUAA
Cylicostephanus goldi is the source of this 321-nucleotide messenger RNA. NCBI's taxonomy places the organism in Eukaryota, Metazoa, Nematoda, Chromadorea, Rhabditida, Strongylidae. The record is from the annotation of a GenBank genome assembly.